UGCGCUAACGAAGUAUAAAAAAUGCGCAUGUUGCGAAUGGUAGUUACAAAAAAAUCGUCCUUUUCAGAGAUAUUCUCUCUACGAAGCCGAAAGUCUUGUUGAGAGGUGGGUCGGAUGAUUCGAAGGAAGAAAAUGACUUAUUCGAAAUUCUCGCAUGCUCAAAUCCCGAAAUUAUCAAUGUAGGAGUGAAGGAGGAGAUGGAUGAAUCCUACGCUGACAACGAAGAGCACACUUUUAGCUUCAACUUUGACCCCUCAACAAGUCAGUGUAAGUUUUUUUUUGUUGUACUCAUCGUUGCUAAACCAUCCCUACUUGUUCUUGGAAGUUGCCAACAAGUGUCUCCUCUUCCAGCUCACCUCGAUCUCCUUGCUCAAGCGCAUUGCUUGGUUAGUAGUCCUCCACGGGAAACCUCCCCACCAUCAGCUAAACGAUCUCGAGCCACUAACGGUGAUCCGAACAAAGACUAUCACACUUGUCAGAUCUGCGGCACAAGGGUUAAAGCGCCACGUGGUGGACGAUGGAAUUUGCAAAUGCAUGUGAUGGCAAUGCAUUCUUCUUUUCGACCAUAUAAAUGCCGUUCUUGUGAUUUUCAAGAUUAUCGGUGA
Strongylus vulgaris is the source of this 605-nucleotide messenger RNA. Lineage: Eukaryota; Metazoa; Nematoda; Chromadorea; Rhabditida; Strongylidae. The record is from the annotation of a GenBank genome assembly.